AUGGUUGAGGCCACAAGCGAAAAACCUAAGGUUAACGGUCGACAUGCAGAUGGAACAGACGCAGACCGGAAGAGUCAUCCUCGGAUUCUGAAUCCAGACCACGACCACAAGGACGACGUUGUUGUGCAACAAGUCACAGAAGUUCUUGGACCCGAGGAUGUCUUGGACACAGAAGAUGUAGUUGGAGAGAAAACCACAAAGGAUGAGAAUAUACUGAGCGACAAAUCAGCUUCAGCCAAUGAGGGAGCCACCCUGGAAAACGAUGUCUUGGAGAACAGAUCAGACUCAGCUAGUGAAAGAACGAUACUUCAAGAGAAAAAUGAUUCCUCUACCUCUACACCAUCAUCAAAAGAAGAUGAAGUCUUGAAUGGCAAACCAGAAGCCGCCGAUGCCCAUCAUCACGAUGUUGGACAUAAAGAAGCAACAAUUCAUCCUCAUGAUGUCCGACUUGGAGGCCCAUCAUUUCACUCUGACAAUGUUGGAAGUGGAGAAUUAUCAAUUGGUGAUCAUAGUGUCCGACAUACUCAGGAACAUGGAAACGAUGUUGAUAGGGACGACUUGGGAUCGAGUCUGAUUAUUGUUGACUGGUUUUGCAACAUGGCAGACCCUCUUUUCAGAUUUCCGAUUUCCCGAUUCGAACCGAUGAGCAUGACACGAGGCUUAGGACGUCCUUGUAUCAAAACUCCCGCUAUCAGUAGCGUACUUGAGGAUGAAACUUGCACUGAGCACCUGGAGAGUAUAAUGACUGAGGACAGCCUACCUCCUACAACAGCAGGCCAGACAACUCAAAUCCUUCUACAAGCCUCGGACAACCAAAGUGCGAUCGAAGAUACGUAUGAAAUUCUUGCUGGACUCAGGCCAGAAGCCGAGGAAUCCUUCAUGCAGCAAAGCGUAUACUCUCUCUGGGAUUUUGUUAACAGCCGCCCUCAUCCUUUGGAGAAUUACCGACCUUCCCACUCACUCACGGCCUUGGGAGCAAUGGACACAUUCCAAUCUCUUUUAUCCCUUGAAGGAUCGCAAACUUUUAGUCCGAAGGAUGUCUUCACUUAUUGCUUGUGUCGAAAACUUGGCUUACUCCGUCCCGCAACACUUGAACCUGCUUCACCAUUGGGAGUGCUCGUCCCAUGUGGAAUGUACUGGAACUUGCCGUACAAUGAUGCUACAAGAUUACAACUAAAAUCUCAAGUAUUCGAGUCUAUUUGGACAAGAUUGUUCGCCAUCGAGGUAGUGCGCUGCUCCCUACGUUCAUUCUACAAGAGUGACUUCUUUCAUGGGACGAUGAUACCAACACCGUAUGUCCGUACUCUCAACAACUAUCUCGCCGUCAACUAUAAUUACCUCCUCAGAUGUGCCGAUUUCGACCCGCAUCCAUUCUUCCAAACCGUGUCGAACUUCUUGAAAUCCGAUCCAGCAAAAGCAAAACCUUCGGAAAGUGGUAAACUAAGCGGAGAAAUUGAACUACUUUUGCGAUUCAUGGUCCGCAUGAAAAGCGAUCAUAGACUGACGUUCAAUAUCCCAUCUCUCCAACCCAUACUCAAUGGGGACCUGAUCAUCGCCACAGCCAACGUCUUAUUGUUCAUAGCAGUCGAGGGUGCUUCCCCUUAUGGUGCAUGUCAUUUCCCAUACCGCCUGAAACGCAAAAGCAGGUUCCUCAGCAUCGUCACCCUCAAAGCCGGCAUCAUCGAAUUUGACAAGGACGGUAAUCAAACUUUAAGAGAUAAAGUCGCUCACAGAGGAAAGAACCUGAAAUGGAGGGCCAAAAUCAAAGAGCAUCGGAGAAACUUCCAGAAGUACAAUUUUCCACAUCGAGUCAAGGAUGAAAAACUCAAGGUUGCGGUUGAUGACCCGAAUCAUUGGGCUUUGACUACACCUUGGGAACAUCGUCCUAGGGUUUGGAACAGAGUCAUACCCCCCCGAGCUCAACCCUACUAUACACAUGAACACAUUCACUAA
Molecule: messenger RNA, 1953 nt
Organism: Mollisia scopiformis
Lineage: Eukaryota; Fungi; Ascomycota; Leotiomycetes; Helotiales; Mollisiaceae
Exons: 1
Coding region: 1-1953 (650 amino acids)
Source: RefSeq, a predicted model, not a curated record